Colletotrichum navitas is the source of this 1028-nucleotide messenger RNA. Its product is annotated as SIS domain-containing protein. The record is from RefSeq and is a predicted model, not a curated record. Gene Ontology annotation, biological process: carbohydrate derivative metabolic process. The transcript has a single exon. Lineage: Eukaryota; Fungi; Ascomycota; Sordariomycetes; Glomerellales; Glomerellaceae. Gene Ontology annotation, molecular function: carbohydrate derivative binding. The coding region runs from base 1 to 807 and encodes 268 amino acids.
AUGGUUCCUCCCCGUUCUGGAUCUGCUGCUGGCAUGCGCAGCCGUGGCCCGGUUGAGCUCAACGUCAACCUCGCCAAGUCAUACGAGAUCCGCGGCCCCAAGUCGCCCAUGCCCAGGUCUCCGCUGCGGGAUGCCGUCCACGAAGAUCGUGACGCCCGCGCCUCGUACGAAGAGCGCCUCGACGGCGCCAUUCACGUCCUCCGCACAGAGGCCAACGCCCUCGUGGCACUGACCCAGCUGUACUCGUCCGAGCGCGUCUGCCGCGACGGCUUCUACCGCUCCAUCGAGGCCCUCUCCCGCCACCGCGACCACCGCGGCAAGGUCGUCUUCAUCGGCGUCGGAAAGUCUGGCUGGAUCGCCAAGAAGCUCACGGCCACCUUCAGCAGCUUGGGCCUCCCCGCCGUCUUCCUCCACCCCACCGAGGCCCUGCACGGCGAUCUCGGCGUUGUUGGGGAGCACGACACCCUCAUCAUGAUCACCUUCUCCGGCAAGACUCCCGAGCUCCUUCUCCUGCUCCCCCACCUCAACAAGAAGUGCCCCCUCAUCCUCCUUACCUCGCCCACCAGCAUGGAGACGUGCGAGAUCGCGAAGCAGCGCCCGGACCUGAUCCUCCUGCCUGCCCCCAUCCCCGAGUCCGAGAAGGACACCUUCGGCGUGUCUGCCCCAACGACGUCGACGACCAUGGCCAUCGCCGUUGGUGAUGCUCUGGCAUACGUCGCGUCCAAGGAGAUGUACCCGUCCGUGUCGGCCGUCUUUGCGAAGAACCACCCCGGCGGCGCCAUUGGCCAGGCCUUCAAGGCCAAAUAGACAUCAUGUCGCGUCGUUUCCGUUUUUUUUCCCCCCACUAUUCGAGGGCGGGGCGUCGCCUGGCACUGAACAUUCUGGAUAUAGGGCCCAGAGCUCAUUGCUCACAGGUUGUCCGAUCUUCAUUGUACAUAUAUUCGGACGGAGUAUAAUUUGUUACACUGAGCGCUUUCCUUUGCACUUUCCUGUAGAUCUCUUUAACAGUUCGAUACCACAAUCUGAAC